CCAAUGUUAAAUGGAGGGGGCGGGGUUACACCGGCCUGGUUUUGGAGGCGUUGGGCCGCGUAAUAACCCAAGUAGAGCGAGUGGCGAGCAUUUCGGAGGAACUACAAGAUGUGUGGAAUAUUUGCUUACCUGAACUACCAUGUACCUCGGACUCGUCGGGAGAUCCUUGAAAUUCUAAUCAAGGGUCUGCGUCGGUUGGAAUACAGAGGGUACGACUCAGCAGGUGUAGGGAUUGACAGUGGAAACAGCAAAAACUGGGAUGAAAAUGGAAAGUCCAUCCAGCUGAUUAAACAGCGGGGUAAAGUUAAAGCUCUGGAUGAAGAGAUCCACAAACAACAAGACUUAGACCUGGAUGUGGAGUUUGACAUUCACCUAGGAAUAGCUCAUACUCGCUGGGCAACACAUGGCGAGCCAAAUCCUGUUAAUAGUCAUCCACAACGUUCUGACAAAAACAAUGAAUUUAUUGUUAUUCACAAUGGCAUUAUUACUAACUACAAAGAUCUUAGAAAAUUUCUGGAAAGUAAAGGUUAUGAGUUCGAGUCAGAAACGGAUACAGAGACAAUCGCCAAACUGGUCAAAUACAUGUAUGAUAACCGAGAAUCUGAUGACAUUAGCUUUGCUACACUUGUGGAAAGAGUUAUCCAACAGCUGGAAGGGGCUUUUGCUUUGGUGUUUAAGAGCAUCCAUUUCCCUGGGGAAGCUGUGGGUACAAGGAGAGGGGGUCCUCUUCUUAUUGGUGUAAGAAGUGACCACAAGCUAUCCACAGACCAUAUUCCUGUUCUAUACCGUUCAGCAGGAAAAGACAAAAAAGGCUGCUGCAAUCUGCCUCGUGUAGAUAGCACCACUUGUUUGUUCCCAGUUGAUGAAAAGGCUGUGGAGUACUACUUUGCUUCUGAUGCAAGUGCAGUGAUUGAACACACAAACCGGGUGAUCUUCCUUGAGGAUGACGAUGUAGCAGCUGUGACUGAUGGGCGCCUUUCAAUCCAUCGGAUCAAACGCACAGCUGGGGACUUCCCAGCCCGUGCCAUUCAGACACUGCAGAUGGAACUCCAGCAAAUCAUGAAAGGUAACUAUAGCUCUUUCAUGCAGAAGGAGAUUUUUGAGCAGCCAGAGUCUGUAGUCAACACCAUGAGGGGAAGGGUCAAUUUUGAUAAUAAUACAGUGAAUCUUGGUGGGCUAAAGGACCAUAUUAAAGAGAUACAGCGAUGUCGUCGACUAAUUCUUAUUGCCUGUGGAACUAGUUAUCAUGCUGGAGUGGCUACAAGACAAGUUCUUGAAGAACUAACAGAGUUGCCUGUCAUGGUUGAAUUGGCCAGUGACUUCCUAGAUCGGAACACUCCUGUCUUCAGGGAUGAUGUUUGCUUCUUCAUCAGCCAAUCAGGUGAGACGGCAGACAGUCUAAUGGCACUACGAUACUGCAAGGACAGAGGUGCUCUCACAGUGGGUAUCACCAAUACUGUUGGGAGUUCCAUUUCUAGGGAGACCGACUGUGGUGUUCAUAUCAAUGCUGGUCCAGAGAUUGGCGUUGCCAGUACUAAGGCAUACACCAGCCAGUUUGUGGCUCUGAUUAUGUUUGCAUUAUUAAUGUGCGAUGACCGGAUCUCAAUGCAAGCCAGGCGUAAAGAGAUAAUCCAAGGUCUGCGUAUAUUGCCAGAUUUGAUCAAAGAAGUCCUUGGUUUGGAUGAUGAGAUUCAGAAAUUGGCAACUGAAUUGUAUCAGCAGAAAUCUGUCCUUAUUAUGGGCAGAGGCUAUCAUUAUUCUACCUGCCUCGAAGGUGCACUGAAAAUCAAAGAGAUUACCUACAUGCACUCAGAAGGGAUUCUGGCUGGGGAACUAAAGCAUGGGCCAUUAGCACUUGUUGAUAAAUUGAUGCCAGUCAUAAUGAUCAUCAUGAGGGACAACACCUACACAAAGUGUCAGAAUGCACUACAACAAGUUGUGGCCCGCCAGGGUCGCCCUAUUGUCAUCUGUGAUAAGGAGGAUUAUGAGACUAUUAAAAAUUCGACUCGAACCAUUAAAGUACCACACUGUGUGGAUUGUCUACAGGGAAUUCUCAGCGUUAUCCCCUUGCAGCUGUUGUCCUUCCAUCUUGCUGUAUUACGUGGUUAUGAUGUUGACUGCCCACGGAAUUUGGCCAAAUCUGUAACAGUGGAGUGAAAACUAGAUUUUUUUUUUUUGUUUGUUUGUUUUUUUUUUACAAACAAAUCAGUAAUUCUGAAUGGCAUCAAACAAGGAACAUAUUCCUUAUUUUGUAUUUUAUUCAGACAUUCUCAUACAGAACACCCAUAGACCCUUCUGCUCCUCUGAGUAUCUCAUUUUUCUCUGCUCAACUUUAUUUUCCUUGACAACCUGCAGAAAAUGUAUUUUGAGGUGAUGGUUUCUCCUGUACUGACAGCUUUUUUUUGUUUUCUUUUUGUUGUACAAAAUUGAAAUACCACACCUGUAGAAGUUAAACUUGUUGUUCAGGUAAUGUGUAAUUCUGGAAUGGUAGAAAGCCUUUAAUUCUAGAUGUUUGCCUAAAUUCAAAAUCUAAACUGUCUGUAAAAUCUGAGCUAUUCUAUGCAGAGCUAAAAAGUUUGCAGAUAAAAAAAAUUCCAUUGGCCAGUUUGGCCAUUUGUAAUGGACGUGCACUUGUGUAAGUAAACGGCAGUGUGAUCGAUUUUAAAACCUAUUUCAAUGUCCUAGAGGAAGCUUUCAGUCACCCGUGCCUUUUUUUUUUUACUUGUUACAUUUGUGUAAAGAAUGAAGGAUUUCUGUGUAUUUUUAUAUAUCAGGAGCAGGCUGUUAACAUUUUCUUUUUGUAUUUUUUUAAAUCUGACUUUUGGGACCAUUGGAUUAGAUGUUUUUGUUUAAUAUUGCAGGACAUAGUGAGAGUCUCCUUGCAAAACAGGUGAGCAGUUCAGCUCAGUUUUGAAUGACCCCUAGAGACGUACAGGACAUUUUAAUUGUGCAUCUUCUUAACUUCAGUGUUUCCACAGUGCCUCUACACAAUUUAUUCAUUGUCAUUUCUGUCAAAAACAAAAAGAAAACUGGCACUUUUACACUUGGAAAUCACUUUACACUCCUAGUAGAAAAAUGACACUAAAAAGGGGCAACUCAGUUGAGCAUAAAUAUGUGCAUUAUUAGAAAUUCUAUGCAAUCCAAGGCAUGUUCAUCAUGCAAAAAAUAUUAUACUGCUCAGCUGAGAAUGAAUUUAGACGUUUUCCAUGUGCAUAGUCUUCAAUAAGUAUUUAAUCAUUAUGCCACCUUCAUUGAGGAUUGUUUUCAUAUCAGUUUUAAAAUUGAAAUGAAGUUAAAAGGCUUGUAGCCAUAAUAGAUGCUAAUAUGCCUAAUUUUUAGCAAUAUUUAUUGUUCAUAAAUUUUACCAAGUCUAGCUUUUAUUUAUCAGGUUUCGUCCAAAAGGGCAGCCUUUUCUAGUUAUUUGUGAGGAAAAAAGUACUCUCAAAAUAGCUUUUCACAUCAUCUGUGUUUUUGUGUAUUUCUGUCGUUUGCCUUUGUUUCCAGUCAAAGCCAUUAUGAGCUCACCUCUAAAAGCAAUAGUCUUUCUUUUGUACUUUUGCCUGUAAGCAUUAUUUAUUAUGUAAAUGUAUGGUACUCAUGUCUUGCUUGGGUUGAAGGAGCGAUCACAGAUAUUUGAAUUGGUAAUAUAUAUAUUUUUUAAAGUGCAAUAGGUGUUGUUUAAAGAUUUGUUUCCAACUUCUGCAUACCUGGUAACUAAAGGACAAAAUUGUUGAAGUAUCCAGAAUCCAUUGUGUGUUAUCUGCCAUUGAAGGUGCUCAUCAAGUUUUGGACUUUAUUGCUUGUGAAGGCUGCUGUCCCGAUUUGCUUUGCUGAUCAUAAACACGGCUCUUACACCACUGAAGGCUGGUUGGCUUUAGUAGGUCUGCUGUGUCUCUUAACACCCCACAAUGUAAUUAUUUGUGACCAUUUAGCUCUUGGCCAACAUUCCACUUCUGCUGUUGGACAUAAACUGAAUCCUGUUUUGUGCUUUUGUUCUCCUUCUCUGUCAAUUGAAACUUCCGAACCCUAAGUGGAGAUGAGGAUUAUUUGUUGUUCUGGAUGCAUGCUGGAGGCAUGUACAUGCUUAUUGAUAGAGUGUGUGCAUGCAUAUAUCAUUGUGUAAUGCACUGGGGUAUAUUUGUUUGGCACACUAUUGGGUUUGUACCAGCAAUUGUGUCAAAACUGGAACUUUGAAUGUAUAAUCCCAGUGCUCAUGUUUUCUAGUAUGCUCCAUCUCUAACUUCUAGUCUUUUUCCUGUUUUGUUUAUACCCCAGUAAUAUAAAAGGAAAUAAGUUGUAUGUUUUUGUGAUGACGUUAAGAACUGUAAAACAUGCAUUUAUGAAUAAAUAGAAGUAUCUUAAGUA
Messenger RNA from Polypterus senegalus (gray bichir), 4365 nucleotides. RefSeq names its product glutamine--fructose-6-phosphate transaminase 1 (gene gfpt1). Lineage: Eukaryota; Metazoa; Chordata; Cladistia; Polypteriformes; Polypteridae. The transcript is spliced from 19 exons. The record is from RefSeq and is a predicted model, not a curated record. The coding region runs from base 109 to 2157 and encodes 682 amino acids. Gene Ontology annotation, molecular function: L-glutamine:D-fructose-6-phosphate transaminase (isomerizing) activity; carbohydrate derivative binding. Gene Ontology annotation, biological process: protein N-linked glycosylation; UDP-N-acetylglucosamine metabolic process; carbohydrate derivative biosynthetic process.